AGCGUUUACAUGAUACUGAAGCAAUAUUUAGUUUGCUGUGCACGCUUGCAGCUUCAACCAUUACCUAUCUAUAGUAAAUUUAUCCUUCGUUGUCCUUGUGACAUUAGUGGCAAUUCAAAAUAGUAGCCACAAAAAGGGCCUUUGCGAUAAUUCACUUUUCGAAAUAGUACUUUUGUCGUUAUUGGCUGCUCUAUUAGGAUCGUAUAAUCAAAUCCGCGUGAGAUCAUCGUUCUACAAGAUCGAUGAGCAUGUGUCUGGGAUCUAUUUAACAGUAAAGUUAUUGCACUGAAGUUUGUGUUUAUUAUCAUUUCUUGUUGACAACAUGGGAAUGGAGGGCGUUCUGAUGGCUCCAGCGGUUACAAAGCAGAGAAAGAUCGUUAUCAUCUGUAUGUUUCAUUAGCUUGUCCAUGGGCACAUCGUACACUCAUCACACGCAAGUUGAAAGGGCUAGAGGACGUCAUCUCAUACACCGUAGUUGAUUUUCUUAUGCCGAAGGAAGGAUGGCGCUUUAAUCCAGAGGUAGACAAGUGUGAAAAAGACCCCAUUUUUGAUGCAAAGUAUCUGAAAGAAAUAUACCAAAAGGUGUCACCGGGUUAUGAAGGACGAGUAUCUGUUCCAGUAUUAUUUGACAAGAAAACGAAUCAAAUAGUCAAUAACGAAUCGAGUGAAAUAAUACGAAUGUUUACGAAAGAGUUUGAUGAAUUUUGUGCUGAUGACCAAAAACGAGCAGUAGACAUUUACCCAGAAGAACUUCGGCCUCAAAUUGAUGCGAUUAAUGAAUGGGUUUUUCCGUUCAUCAAUAUCGGAGUUUACCGAUGCGGAUUCGCAAAGGAACAGGAAUCUUACGAUAAAGCAGUUGAAAAUUUAUUCGAACACUUGGAUAAAGCCGAACAAGUCUUAAGUAAAUCUCGAUAUCUCGUUGGGGAUCGUUUGACUGAAGCCGAUGUUCGUUUGUAUACAACUCUUGCCAGAUUUGAUCACGUCUAUCAUGGACAUUUCAAGUGCAACAAGAAACGAAUUAUAGAUUAUCCCAACUUAUGGGGAUUCUUAAGAGAUUUGUAUCAGACUCCUGGAUUUGCAGAAACGACGAAUUUUGAACAUAUUCGAAAACAUUACAUGAUGAGUCAUCUUCAUGUCAAUCCAUUCGGAAUAGUUCACAUGGGACCGAGUCUGGAUUUUAAUUCAUCCCAUGGACGAAACAAAAAAGAAAUCUGGAACAGUAGUGGAACGCACGCGGGAACUUUCUAAAAUUGAUCACAAUCAUUCCAUUUAUUCGGUAACAAGGAUAUCGGAAACAGAAAAUUGUAACUUUCCAAGAAGUUUUUUUAAUUUGUAAAAUUGUCAGUUUAAAUGAAUAAAAUAAACCUUGUUUUUCAUUUUUCAUCGUUUGGAGUAUGAAUAACCGUUUGUGCUCAUUACGUUCACUUUCAUGCAUAAAUAUUCUAAACAUAUUGUUUUGUGCUGUUUCAAUUCCAAUGGACGAAUUCGACAAACGUUUGAUAGUAAUUGUAAAUUUCUUAUUUAGAAUCCGACUAAUAGGGUUUAGGCUUUCGGUUUUUCAAUAUUUUCUGGUUUUGUUCCAUAUAGAAUUUUGAUAAAACAUGAUCGAAAUAUGAAUAUGAUUAAUACAAGUGAUGAUGCAAAUA
Styela clava is the source of this 1646-nucleotide messenger RNA. RefSeq names its product glutathionyl-hydroquinone reductase YqjG-like. Lineage: Eukaryota; Metazoa; Chordata; Ascidiacea; Stolidobranchia; Styelidae. The record is from RefSeq and is a predicted model, not a curated record. Gene Ontology annotation, molecular function: glutathione transferase activity. Gene Ontology annotation, cellular component: cytoplasm.